Molecule: messenger RNA, 591 nt
Organism: Adineta ricciae
Lineage: Eukaryota; Metazoa; Rotifera; Eurotatoria; Adinetida; Adinetidae
Source: the annotation of a GenBank genome assembly
AUGCAUAUGUCUCCUAUUUUAUCUGCUGUUCUUAUUGUCGUCUGCUGUGUAAAUUUCACUUUUGCCAGUGGAUUUGGUGUUGAUUGCAAAUGUACCUGUUGUAUUUCAUCGAAAAAAUCGGCAUGCAAAGCAAAUGAGCUUGGCUCAAUUCACUUAGAUAUUGCAUCAUGUGAUGAUAUGAAAUGCCUUUCUGCUUGCAAACAACGUUAUCCACUUUGCACAGCAGGCAAGUCAGAUAUGCAAACAACAUGUACGUCAUCUGGUGAACCAUCAUCAUCGUCAAGUACGAUGACUUCAACUGCAUCUACCGGAUCUUCGUCUGCAACUAGCGCUCAAAGCUCAAGCACAACUACAGGUGCUGGUUCGACUUCAACACUUAGCACAAGUUCCACCACAAGUGCAUCAUCUACUUCAACGCCGAGCACUAGCGCUACCACAAGUUCUACGACCACUUCUGGAUCAAGUACAGUUACCUCAACGACUUCUGGCAAUAGCACUACAUUACCAUCGAAUGCUAAUGCAAUCAAAUCCAUGUUUCAGUUUUCAUAUUUUAUUCUUUUUAUCACUGUAUUUACUUUUUUCCGCAUGUAA